GAAGUGCCGGCCCUGAGAGGUGGAGUCGGGGUGGCAGCGGCGGCGGUUGCCAGGAGCCCGCGUUGCAGCCUGAGAUCCGUAAUAUGGCGGGGAGGAGGAGGAGAAGGCGGCGGCGGACCGAGCUGCGCUCUGUCAGUACCAUUUGAGCCAUUCGCUUCCUGACAAGGCCCGUGGCGAGGGGAGAGGAGCUGAAGGGGCCGUGGGGGAUCAGUUUCAUUUGAAACCUACGGGGAACCAAGCACUGUCGCUGCCCUCCAGGAAUUCAUACUCUACUGCUAAAAAUCGUCAUCAUCAUUAUCCUCUUAAUAAGAAAAGCAGUUCCCAUUAUUUGUUGCUUUCUGCGUGUUCUGCACUAUGUUAAUUGCCCUACAUGCAUUAGCUCAUUGAAUUCUUACAAGAUUCCUUUGAGACGGAUACCGUGAUCAUCCCUCUUUUACAGAGGACGAAACAGGUGUGGGGAUGGUAAUUGGCUUGCCAAGAACUUGCAGCUAGUAUGCAUCUGAAUAAGAAAUCUUCCCCUUUACCGCUUUUACAAGAAGUUUGCGUCUUUGGCGGAACUGAUGGGCAAAGAAACACUAGGUUCUGCAAAAAAAAGCAGGAUCUGUUCUGUGUUACUUUUACCACUCCUUUCAGUGACAUGUCUGGCAGAGCACGGGUAAGGAGCAGAUAGGACCAUGAGUCUACGGGGUUUGCAAAGAGGCUCAUUUGCACAAGGGUCAGUGGUUCUCUGUGGUAUAAAUGGAGAAGACAGGGCAUGUCUGAACCUGCUGUAGCUGACAAAUUAUUACUGGAAGUGGACCAGUGAUGCCUGAUGGCAAGAUAUAGAGCAGUAGAUUUGUGGCUGGGGUAGCCUUGUAGUCAGGGCUCCCUUAAAAUAAAACCUUGCUGACAGUGGUAAUUGUAGUGUGAAAGGCAUAGUGUCCUCUUGCUUAAUCAUGGGAUACAGACUGCUCACUUCUUAAAUGGUUACCUUUGCAGUUUAAGAGGUACCAGUUUCUCUGGGACUAGAGCCAUGGUGAAAUUUCCAUUCUCUAAAUUCCACUCUUCCUUGCUAGCUUCGGUGUAUAGUCCGCCUUCUUUUUUUCUUCUGGUUUACAUUAUUGUUUGAGCUUAUUAUUAUUCUUAUUCAUUUAUUCAAUACUUUUAUCAAGUGCCUUCUGUGUGCUGUUACUGUUCUGUGUAAUGGGGAUUCAGUGAACAAGACUGAAAAGGUACCUGUACUUAUGGCGCUUACAUUUUGGUGGAGGAAGACAGACAAAAAUCAAGGAAAUAAACACGAUAAUUUAAGAUAGUGUGUGACUGUGGGAAGAUGGAGGAGUAUGAGAAGUUCUGUGAAAAAAGUCUUGCCAGAAUACAAGAAGCAUCACUAUCCACAGAGAGCUUUCUCCCUGCUCAGUCUGAAAGUAUCUCACUUAUUCGCUUUCAUGGAGUGGCUAUCCUUUCUCCACUGCUUAACAUUGAGAAAAGAAAGGAAAUGCAACAAGAAAAGCAGAAAGCACUUGAUGUAGAAGCAAGAAAGCAGGUUAACAGGAAGAAAGCUUUACUGACUCGUGUCCAGGAGAUUCUUGACAAUGUUCAGGUUAGAAAAGCACCUAAUGCCAGUGAUUUUGAUCAGUGGGAGAUGGAAACAGUUUACUCUAAUUCAGAAGUCAGAAACUUGAAUGUUCCUGCUACAUUUCCAAAUAGCUUUCCAAGCCAUACGGAACACUCUACUGCAGCAAAGCUUGAUAAGAUAGCUGGGAUUUUGCCAUUGGAUAAUGAGGACCAAUGUAAAACUAAUGGAAUAGACUUAGCUAGAGAUUCAGAAGGAUUUAAUUCUCCGAAGCAAUGUGAUAGUUCCAAUAUUAGUCAUGUAGAAAAUGAAGCUUUUCCAAAGACCUCUUCAGCAACCCCACAAGAAACUCUUAUUUCUGAUGGUCUCUUCUCAGUAAAUGAACAACAGGAUCUACCACUUUUGGCAGAAGUCAUCCCAGAUCCCUAUGUAAUGAGUCUUCAGAAUCUGAUGAAAAAGUCAAAGGAAUAUAUAGAAAGAGAACAAUCUAGACGCAGUCUGAGAGGUAGUAUGAACAGAAUUGUUAAUGAGAGUCAUUUAGACAAAGAACAUGAUGCUGUUAAAGUGGCUGACUGUGUAAAAGAGAAAGCCCAGUUGACAGGCAAACACUGUGUCUCAGUUAUUCCUGACAAACCAAGCCUUAAUAAAUCAAAUGUUCUUCUCCAAGGUGCUUCCACUCAAGCAAGCAGCAUGAGUAUGCCAGUUUUAGCUAGCUUUUCGAAAGCGGACAUACCUAUACGAACUGGCCAUCCCACUGUUCUAGAGUCUAAUUCUGAUUUUAAAGUUAUUCCCACUUUUGUUACCGAAAAUAAUGUUAUCAAAAGUCUUACAGGUUCAUAUGCCAAAUUACCUAGUCCAGAGCCAAGUAUGAGUCCUAAAAUGCACCGAAGACGUUCCAGGACAUCGUCAGCGUGUCAUAUACUUAUAAAUAACCCAAUAAAUGCCUGUGAAUUAAGCCCUAAAGGAAAAGAACAGGCAAUGGACUUAAUUGUUCAAGAUAGUGAUGAAAACACAAAUGUGCCCGAAAUUAUGCCAAAGUUACCAACUGAUUUAGCGGGAGUUUGUUCAAGCAAGGUUUAUGUGGGCAAAAAUACAUCUGAAGUCAAAGAAGAUGUGGUUUUAGGUAAAUCAAAUCAGGUAUGUCAAUCUUCAGGAAAUCAUUUAGAAAAUAAAGUUACUCAUGGACUUGUUACUGUGGAAGGUCAGUUAACAUCCGAUGAGAGAGGCGCACACAUAAUGAACAGUACCUGUGCUGCAAUGCCAAAGCUGCAUGAACCAUAUGCCAGCAAUCAGUGUAUAGCAAGUCCAAACUUUGGAACUGUGAGUGGACUCAAGCCAGCCAGUAUGUUAGAGAAAAACUGCAGUUUGCAAACGGAACUGAAUAAGUCUUAUGAUGUAAAAAACCCUUCUCCUUUAUUGAUGCAAAACCAGAAUACGAGACAGCAGAUGGACACGCCUAUGGUAUCCUGUGGAAAUGAACAAUUUUUGGAUAACAGUUUUGAGAAAGUUAAACGGAGACUUGAUUUAGAUAUUGAUGGUUUGCAAAAAGAAAACUGCCCUUAUGUCAUAACAAGUGGAAUAACUGAACAAGAAAGGCAACAUUUGCCAGAAAAAAGAUACCCUAAGGGAUCUGUCUUCGUUAACAAGAAUAAAAUGUUAGGAGCUAGUUCCAAAGAAAGCGAGGAAUUACUAAAAAGCAAGAUGUUAGCUUUUGAAGAAAUGCGGAAGAGACUAGAAGAACAGCACGCCCAGCAGUUAUCACUACUCAUAGCUGAGCAGGAAAGGGAACAAGAAAGACUGCAAAAGGAAAUAGAAGAGCAGGAGAAAAUGUUAAAAGAGAAGAAGGCAAUGACAGCGGAAGCCUCUGAGUUGGACAUUAACAAUGCAGUGGAAUUAGAAUGGAGAAAAAUAAGUGACUCUAGUUUGCUGGAAACAAUGCUGUCUCAAGCGGACUCACUCCAUACUUCAAAUUCAAAUAGUUCUGGUUUCACAAAUUCUGCCCUGCAAUAUAGCUUUGUUUCUGCAAACGAAGCACCAUUCUACCUCUGGGGAUCGUCAACUAGUGGCUUGACCAAACUCUCAGUAACAAGGCCUUUUGGAAGAGCCAAAACUAGAUGGUCUCAAGUUUUUAGUCUGGAAAUACAAGCAAAAUUUAACAAAAUAACUGCGGUGGCAAAAGGAUUUCUUACUCGUAGACUUAUGCAGACAGAUAAGCUGAAGCAACUUCGACAAACUGUAAAAGAUACUAUGGAAUUCAUAAGAAGUUUUCAGUCAGAAGCACCAUUAAAGAGAGGCAUUGUUUCAGCUCAAGAUGCUUCACUUCAGGAAAGAGUGUUAGCUCAGUUGCGAGCUGCCUUGUAUGGUAUUCAUGACAUAUUCUUUGUAAUGGAUGCAGCUGAAAGAAUGUCUAUUCUACAUCAUGAUCGAGAAGUUCGCAAAGAGAAAAUGCUCAGGCAAAUGGAUAAAAUGAAAAGUCCACGAGUGGCUCUUUCAGCUGCAACACAGAAGUCUCUUGAUAGGAAGAAAUACAUGAAAGCUGCUGAAAUGGGAAUGCCAAAUAAGAAAUUUCUGGUUAAACAAAAUCCUUCUGAAACAAGAGUCCUUCAGCCAAACCAAGGACAGAAUGCACCUGUUCAUAGGCUACUUAGUAGACAAGGAACCCCUAAGACAUCAGUGAAGGGGGUUGUGCAAAAUAGACAGAAGCCUUCACAGAGCAGAGUGCCUAACAGAGUGCCUGUUUCAGAGUCUCGUUCUGUUGCCCAGGCUGGAGUGCAUUGGUGUGAUCUUGGCUCACUGCAAUCUCCACCUCCCGGGUUCAAGCCAUUCUUCUGCCUGAGCCUCCCGAGUAGCUGGAAUUACAGGAGUAUAUGCAGGAAAAAUCCAAAGAAAGCGGCCAAAUGUUGCGACAAUUUAAGAAGACAACAUUCAUUAGGAUAAAAUGGGGGGAAGGAUUAUUAUUCAUGUUAUUUUCCCUGCCCAAGACUUUAUUUAACCCUGGACUCCGUUUACACAGACAAAGUGACAUCAGAAGGCUGAGCACUUAUCUGGAUCAUUUGGUCAGUUUGGUAAUUCCUGCUCCACACCCCUAUUUUCCUCUUAAUAAUACGUUUGGGUGAAGACAAAUUAGUGUUUAGUAAUUGCAUCAUCUCUGUGCUUACCUAUACAAACAUAAGUUUAUUUUAUAUGCCCAGAUGUCUACAGAGACCCUUUUUGUAAACGUCAAGGACAUUUGGAUUUACUUUUACAGAAUAUUGAAAAGAUAAGACAAAUUAUAAAUAAGUUCUAAAACAUAAAUUUAAUUCAUCUCUGCAUAGUGAUUUUUGAAUUUGAUUCAAAGGGAAAUUAUUGCAGAAGAAUGCCUUUCCCUCAUUUUAUAACUUUAAAAACUUGGAUUAACUGCUCAAUGUCCACAUUCUUUGACUUACAGUAUAACCAGGUAGCCAAUUGUGGCCCACUAAAAUCUACAGAAGUUAAUUUGGGUCACCAUUUUGGUCAGAAGCAUACAUUCCUGUCAGAUAACUAGUUGUCUGACAGAAAUGUUAGGCUUCAUAUAUGUUACCCCAGUACUGUUAGAAACAUUUGUACUAGGUUAUAAGAUCUUUCUGUGAUGGGUAACAAAUUUGGGGAAGACAGCACAAUCUUCUUGAAUGUAGCUCUUGGGAAUGCAUUAUUACAUCCAUUUCUGUAACAUAAUAAUACGUUGCAUGCAGUUAUAUUUUCUAUUUAGUCUGUAUAUUUUGUUCUUCAUAGUCUGUUUUUUCUAGCAUGCUUGAUUUAGGAGAGAAUAAAGGGCUAUAUAAUAAUAAAUCCAGAUUUCAGGAUAAGAAUAUUGCCUGGUUAAAAUUCUGCAUUGCUUAAAGACACCCAUGUUUAAGAUUUUUCAUCACUAACAUAUCCAUUAAAAGUAUCAACUGGCCAGGCAGGGUGGCUCACGCCUGUACUCCCAGCAUUUUGUGAAGCCAAGGUGGAUGGAUCACCUGAGGUCAGGAGUUUGAGACCAGCCUGACCAAACAUGGCGAAACCUCAUCUGUACUGAAAAUACAAAAAUUAGUCAGGCAUGGUGGUGCAUGCCUGUAGUUCCAGCUACUUGGGAGGCUGAGACAGGCGAAUUGCUUGAACCUGGGAGGCAGAGGUUGCAGUGAGCUGAGACUGUGCCAUUGCACUCCAGUCUGGUUAACAGAGCGAGACACUGUCUCAGAAAAAAAAAAAAAUAGUAUCAACCAACAAAUGUUACCAAAAUAACGUGACUUCAUGAGGGAGAAUGUCACUAUUAAUUUAUCAUACCAUUUCCAAAAAGGGCUUUGUGCUUUUCACAUAAAAUUGAGACAGUGUAUAUUUAAUCUAAUUUAAAUUUUAAAGAGAUACUGGUUAUUUUGAAAAUGCAGCCUAUAUAUAUUCUUAAUAUCCUUUUAAGAAUAUGGAGAUGAAGAUUGUUUUCUCCAAUUUUCUGUGCCAUUUUAAAUUUAACUUUGACAUCCAGCUAUAGACAGAAAUAGUAAGCCACCCUGGGUGUAAACUUGAUUUUCUUUAUUGAGAUGUAUCAUGUAUUGAAUGAGUGAACCAGAAAAUUAGAAGAUGGUCAAAAAAAGUCCAAGUUACCAAUUUUUUAAAAUUUAUAGGCAAAGUAUCAAAUUGUCUUCUUAAUAUGAUAAACUGUGCUUUAUCAUUCUGAAAACUCAGGAUACAGCUUAUUCAUAGCAUUGUGGGUCUCUCCAGUAAGAAAGAUGCUAAAAGUUUUGUGCACUUUUUGUGUGUGUAAUGCAAAUUAGUUAAAACAAAUAGUAUGUUUUGGAGAAAGUUAAAACUAGCUUUAGAGUAAGGAUGAGAAACUUGAGUGUGUUUUUAGUUUAAAGAUAAAAGCCUGUGUUUUACACAUUCUUUUUUGGUGUUCAUAGCUUUUUCUCAUACAGGUGCCAGACACUGUUUGUGCUUUUGAUGGAUUUUUAUUUAUAUACUUUUUUGCUUAUUUUUACUUUGAGUGGAAUGUUCAUUAAUGUAAAUUGUAUUUAUUUUUAUACUUUUAUUUUCACUAGUUUUGCUUCUAGGCAAAAAGCAAAAUAAACUUUUCAUCUUAAAGAAAA
This is a messenger RNA of Gorilla gorilla gorilla (western lowland gorilla), 6633 nucleotides long. It is a transcript of the gene CCP110, whose product is annotated as centriolar coiled-coil protein 110. NCBI's taxonomy places the organism in Eukaryota, Metazoa, Chordata, Mammalia, Primates, Hominidae. The transcript is spliced from 17 exons. Bases 1310 to 4489 code for a protein of 1059 amino acids. Gene Ontology annotation, cellular component: centriole. Gene Ontology annotation, biological process: regulation of cytokinesis; centriole replication; centrosome duplication. The record is from RefSeq and is a predicted model, not a curated record.